Amphimedon queenslandica is the source of this 696-nucleotide messenger RNA. Its product is annotated as 28S ribosomal protein S28, mitochondrial-like. The transcript has a single exon. The coding region runs from base 40 to 657 and encodes 205 amino acids. The record is from RefSeq and is a predicted model, not a curated record. Gene Ontology annotation, cellular component: mitochondrial small ribosomal subunit. Gene Ontology annotation, molecular function: nucleic acid binding. NCBI's taxonomy places the organism in Eukaryota, Metazoa, Porifera, Demospongiae, Haplosclerida, Niphatidae.
UUAUGUGUAGGUGUGGUCCACCCACGUGUCAUCACAAUCAUGGCCACAAUCAGAGCCUGUGGAGUUAUGAGUCGUUUUGGAGCCUCUUUAAGGACUUUAACAACACCUCAAACUCGAUACAGAGACACCAAAAGGCCCAUAGUCUCAUUCAGAAGUCUUAGUUGGAGCACUGAGGGCGAGAAUCGUACAAAUGGCGAAGAAACCUUUGCUGAGAUGAUGGCCAAAUCUCGAUUGCUAACAAGUUGUGGCUCCUCUCCAGUGGGUCACAAAGUACUAGGGAAGAUUAUCGCUGUGGUGGAUGAUAACUUGUAUAUUGAUUUUGGUGGGAAGUUUCAUGGAGUCGUCCCUUGUCCUGAAUUUGGAUCAGAGAUUUACGUUGUAGGUACUAAAGUUGAAGUAAUUGUGAAAGACCUUGAGAUGUCAGCACAUUUUCUUGGAGCACCGCAAGACUCAUCUCUCCUUGAGGCAAGGAUUAAACUGGUUGGGCUGUUGAGAGAAUUUAAAAUGAACCUGAUAAGUAAUAGCAAGACUGGUAAUGAGACAUUUUAUGAAGAUGACGAUGAUGACUUGGAUGCUAGUUUUUAUGAUGAUGAGACUACUAGUAUUUAUGAUGAUAAUGAUGAGGAUGAUAAUAGGUCGAUAACUAUUUUUCAAUAGAUAUUAUAGUAGUUAAUUGAAAUAUUAAUAUUAACAGAA